Alligator sinensis (Chinese alligator) is the source of this 2231-nucleotide messenger RNA. It is a transcript of the gene SLC25A20, whose product is annotated as solute carrier family 25 member 20. Gene Ontology annotation, biological process: positive regulation of neuron projection development; mitochondrial transport; carnitine transmembrane transport. The transcript is spliced from 10 exons. Gene Ontology annotation, cellular component: mitochondrial envelope. Bases 1 to 1059 code for a protein of 352 amino acids. Lineage: Eukaryota; Metazoa; Chordata; Crocodylia; Alligatoridae. Gene Ontology annotation, molecular function: O-acyl-L-carnitine transmembrane transporter activity; low-density lipoprotein particle binding. The record is from RefSeq and is a predicted model, not a curated record.
AUGUUCUCCUGGUGCUGCUUGGCAAAGCCACCAGCCUCAUUUAAAAUCCUCCCAGACCCCACCAUAAACUUCCUGCUGGUCUCGCGUAGACCGGUCUGUGCCUGGUGCCAGCUCUCCAUAGGCGCUUGGUGCCCGAAUGGCUUCGAGGGUCUGGCCCCAAGCGAUCCGCUCCGUGCAGGAGCCAGGGGCUCAGCUCCAGCAGGCCGGCGCCCUACGCACUGGAGGAGCCGUUCGCUCCAGGUCAGACUACAGACCCAACCAAAGCCACAGCCUGGGCAGUCUCCACUCUAUUCUGGGACCUUUGACUGUUUCAGAAAGACUCUUGUUAAAGAGGGAGUUCGAGGCCUCUAUAAAGGAAUGGCAGCUCCUAUUAUCGGAGUGUCUCCCAUGUUUGCUGUGUGCUUCUUUGGAUUCGGUCUGGGGAAGAAACUCCAGCAGAGGAAACCCGAUGACAUUCUGACUUAUCCUCAGCUGUUUGCUGCUGGCAUGUUAUCUGGAGUGUUCACAACAGCAAUCAUGGCACCGGGAGAAAGGAUCAAGUGCCUUUUGCAGAUCCAAGCUGCAUCAGGUGAAAUUAAGUACAAUGGCCCAGUGGACUGUAUGAAACAGCUAUAUCGCGAGGCUGGAAUUCGAGGCGUGUACAAGGGAACUGUGCUCACUCUCAUGAGAGAUGUUCCAGCCAGUGGAAUGUACUUCAUGACAUACGAAUGGNNNNUCCACUAUGUAAAACCAGACAUGUUUUGUAUUCAAUGUUCCUGCAGUGUCAGUGACCUCAGUGUGCCCCGGGUUCUCUUCGCUGGAGGCAUGGCAGGGAUCUUCAACUGGGCUGUUGCCAUUCCUCCGGAUGUGCUGAAAUCCCGCUUCCAGACUGCUCCUCCAGGAAAAUAUCCCAAUGGCUUCAGAGAUGUGUUGAGGGAGCUUAUCCGAGAGGAAGGUGUGUCCUCCCUGUAUAAAGGGUUCACAGCUGUUAUGAUCAGGGCCUUUCCAGCUAAUGCGGCUUGUUUCCUUGGUUUUGAAGUUGCUAUGAAGUUGCUGAACUGGGUUUUGCCAGGUCUGUGAAAACAAGGAAGUACCUUCUGGGGAUUGCUGAGACAGAAAGAAGAGUGCAGCACUGAGCUGCAUCACUGGAAUAAAAUGAAUAAUGAAUUGAGAAGCUCUAGGAAUUACCACUUUUCUAAUACCUUACCUAAUGCCUUACUUACUUACCCUCAGGACGGUGUGAUAUGUGCCAUUCAGAAACUUAAGCCAUAACUCUGAUGGAGAGAGCUCAAAAAGAGUUGGAGGUGUGAAAACACCUUGCACCUGAGCCAAACAUAUCAUAGCAGUAAUGCUGCUAAUUGACAGCUCUCAUGUUACACUUCUCUUAUGUACUUCCUCAUGGAAGCAGGAGAUAUUUUUAAGUUUUGAUUCUUUGUUUACUGAAGAAACAUUCAGCUGUUGUUGGUGAAAAACUUGAGAUCACAAUUAUUAGCCAAAGUCCACUUAAUUUUCAGGAUCUAGCAUAACACCCAAUUGCACAUGUCAAUAUGAGGCACUAUUUUACAUUGGCUGUAGAUACAGUCUUUUCCUGUUGCCUUGAUGUAUUGAAGCCACAGCUGUUAGCAUGUUGACAGUGGUUUUAAUUUUAUGUACAUGCAAUAGGAGAAUAUAGAACUGAGCAGGCUUGUGUCCAGAAGCUACAAAUUCUGGGUGAUAAUGAGGGAACUAUAAAGCACUGUGAAGGACCUUGCAUUGUGACAACCUUGAACAAAUUCAAGGCUAAAUUGUAGAGCUGAGAGCAAACAUGAAUUAUGCCAAGAUUUCUUGGUUAAACCUGUAGGAAGCAUUCAACAGAGAGAGAUUAUCGGAUCUAACUGCUCCAAAUCCCUUUGGGACUUCAUUCCAUACUGAAGCCAUUCUUGCAGCCUUGGUGUAUUUCAUAUUGCCAAAUGAUGCAUUCUGGGACAUGGUUACAGACCCAAGAAGUACCAAGAUUUCCAAGUGGGAAAUGUGCAGAAUUCCCAUUCUGGUUUGCCUAGCAGGGAUAGUCAGCCACACAGUUGAUGUUUAACUUUUUUACUUCUGCUCCUCAACUCAGCUUGAAGAGAUUUUGUUGAGCACAAUCAAAUUUAGAGCUGAGAAAUGACUGAUAUAAGCAAAGGAAGACACUUUCUAAUUUGUUCUGGUUGUGAUGCAAUGAUCCUGUGUUAAUCAGAACUCAAUAAAGUUUACAACUGCUCAGCUAGAAUGUG